GCCGUGCGGGUCUGGCAGCCCCGGCUGGCCCGGGCGGAGCCGUGCGGGUCUGGCAGCCCCGGCUGGCCCGGGCGGGGCCGUGCGGGUCUGGCAGCCCCGGCUGGCCCGGGCGGGGCCGUGCGGGUCUCCCCGCCCCGCGCUGCGCGUCCCGCCCGCACACGGCGGGCACCGCCCCGCGGCGGCGCCGGGGACGCGCCGGGGUCCCGCAGCCCCGGGCCAUGAAGGUGAAGGUGAUCUCCGUGCUGGAGGACAACUACAUGUACCUGGUGAUCGAGGAGAGCACCCGCCACGCCGUGGCCGUGGACGCCACGGUCCCCAAAAGGCUGCUGGAGAUCAUCAGGAAGGAGGACGUGGUGCUCAGGGCCAUCCUCACCACCCACCACCACUGGGACCACGCCAGGGGCAAUGAGGAGCUGGCCCAGCUCUUCCCAGGCCUGUGGGUGUUCGGGGCUGACGAGCGCAUCGGGGCCCUCACGCACAGGGUCACCCACGGCCAGGAGCUCUCGUUUGGGGCCAUCAGGGUGAGGUGCCUCUUCACCCCGUGCCACACCUCGGGCCACAUGUGCUACUUCAUGUGGGAGGACGAUUCCCCGGAUGCUCCGGCGCUUUUCUCAGGUGACACCCUGUUCGUGGGGGGCUGCGGGCAGUUCUUCGAGGGGACGGCAGAGCAGAUGCACACCAACCUCACCCAGAUCCUGGGCACGCUGCCCAAGGACACGAUUUUCUGUGGCCACGAAUGCACCGUCAGAAACCUCAAAUUCGCCUUGAAGGUGGAGCCGGAGAAUGAAGCGGUGAAGGAGAAGCUGGCGUGGGCCAGGCAGCGGGAUGACGAGGACCUGCCCACGGUGCCCUCCACGCUGCACGAGGAGUUCCUGUACAACCCCUUCCUGCGGCUCACGGAGGAGCCCGUGCAGAGGUUCACGGGCAGGACGGAGCCCGUGGAGGUGCUGAGGGUGCUGCGCUCCGAGAGGGACAACUUCAAGAAGCCCAAGGAGAGGCCCAACCCCCAGGCCAUGCUGGCCUUCGACUGGGGGCUCUUCGGGCCCCUCCUGGAGAAGAAGUGACAUCCCUGUGGUGCCAGGGCUCCCUCCUGGCUGUGCCCAGCUCGGAUUCGCUCCCAGCUGGGACUGGAGCUUGUCUUUAACCUGCUUGUGUGAGGCUGCUCUGCUCCGCUCCCCCUGGCUCCUGGCACUCCCUGGGGAGCAGCACCCGGACCCCUUUGGAGUGUCCAGGCUGUGGGACCCUCCCUUGGUGCUGGGACGCUGGCAGAGGGUCAGGACACGGCCUGGAGCAGGGGACGCUCCUGUUUUGGGGUCAGUGCAGGAGCUGCCAGCUGUCCCUCCCAUGGAAGGGAGCCGAGGAAGGGCAGGGAACAGCGGGAAUGCUCAGGGAUGCCCACAGAGCCCCAGGGCUGUGUCCUGCCCCAGGGCUGUGUCCUGCCCAAGGGCUGUGUCCUGCCCAAGGGCUGUGUCCUGGUGGCCUUGGAGCUCCUGGAGCCCUCCUGGCCCUGCCCGCCCUGCUCCAGCCACCCUGGGCCCCUCCCGGGCCGGGGAUGGACGCUUGGAUCCCCACGGGAAACUGGGAAGGCACUGGUGGCACUGGUGGCACCAGUGCCCACCCAGCUCCAGCCCUGUGGAACAAACCCCUAACAAAUCACAGCAGGGCUUGCGUGGGGGUUUCCUCUCUUUUUUCCCAUUUUUCCUGUAGGUCCCACUGGGGCUCCCAGCCCGGCCUUGGGGAGCCCUCAGAAGCCCUUGGGGGGUAUCCGGGCUGUGCCCCAGGAGGGAUUUCCCAAGGUGGGACAGAUUUUAGGCAGCCAAGAACACAGUGCUGCCAGGCAUCCCUUGCUUUGUGCUUUUUCCCAAGAUAAAAACUGGAAAACACUUGGUGCCAACCCCAUGGACAUUGCCUUGUCCUCGAGAGCUGGGGAGCAGCUGGGGCUCCCAGCCUUCACUUUGUGCAAAACCAGGGCUGUGUUUUAUCCCUUUUUAGGUCUGAGAAAGGAGCAGAAUUUUAUUUGCAGCUGUGGGGAGGCACUUUCCACCCGUGAAGUCAUUCCCCCUUUUUUUUUUCUUGUGCAGAAAAUGAGGUUUGAUGGCAGCUCCCAGCACUGGGACAGAGUUGAUUUCAGGGAUUUGCAUGUGUGGACUGUGAACUUCUUUGUUGCCACUGGGGUCUGGUUUGGGGCUUUUUCCUGUGCUACAAACUGGACCAAGGUUUUCUUGGUUUUUUUCCUUUUAUUAAGUUAUAGUUUGGAUUUAUUUCCCUGCAUGGAAAUGGAUUUAUCCAGCUGCAAAACUUCCCUUGGUACCAUGGCCUGAAUUCCUGAGUUUCCAUGAAAUGCUGGAGUUGUGGAUGUCCCCUGCGUGUUCCUUUGGAAUUUUAUUUGUGCUGGGAGCAGGGAGUCUGCUCCACACCUCAAAGCUGGGAGAAAUGCAGAUCUGGGAUCCAAACCUGAUCCUGGGUGUGAGACCUCUGUGUUGGUGGCCUGGGAACUGGGGAAGUGGCAAAGUGCAGAGCCCUGCUUGUUUCAUUUCUUAUUUUAGUUCGUUUCCAGCUAAUUUAGCUUCUCUGAUUGUGCAUUUCUGGGCUGAGGUGCACGUGGAGCCUGCCCACAUUCCCUGGUUCAGCCAAGGCCCUACAUGGAAAAGGGAAUUCACUGGAAGCACCAAUCUGCUCCUCGGGAAGGAGGGGAGGGGCAGCAGGGGGAGCUGGGUGCCUUAGAACACUGUGAGGUCAUUAAUGAUCAGCAACAGCUGAAAAAUGGAAAGCUUUUCAUUAAAAACAUGAAAAUCA
Molecule: messenger RNA, 2796 nt
Organism: Prinia subflava (tawny-flanked prinia)
Lineage: Eukaryota; Metazoa; Chordata; Aves; Passeriformes; Cisticolidae
Product: hydroxyacylglutathione hydrolase-like protein
Exons: 8
Coding region: 219-1064 (281 amino acids)
Molecular function (GO): hydroxyacylglutathione hydrolase activity
Source: RefSeq, a predicted model, not a curated record